AUGCAGGACAAGAACCACAUCUCUUCCUCCUCUUUUAAAUCAGCACUCGACAUCUGGCGACAGGAUAUUCCCCGAUAUGGAUCCAAUAAUGUCCAAUACGGCUAUCUGCACCCUAUGUGGAUGCGAAAGCUGUACGAUUACAGCCUCUUGAUACUAAUGGAAGGGAAAAGGAACUUUGUCGAGGAUGGAGUAGAAGAAUUCCUUGCUGCGAUUGUCGAUGUCUGUAUCAACUUCCGAAUACUACAGGAAGAGGGCCAUGUCAUGUGUUAUACCUGGUCUGCGCUCGUCUUCCAGUUCCGCGCCGGAAUUAUGCUUUUGUAUGUUGCCUGGGCAACAAAGUCUAUGGCUGAUACCCGCAAAGCCAUUGAUGCUUGUGCGAUGAACUUGGCUGGCUUUGUAGACCGUGGAACGGAUGCGAUGCCCUAUAUGCGGGUUUAUGAGUUCCUUAGACAAAAGGUCCUGUGGACUGCUGGUGUAGAUGAACCCGAGAACGAUAAUCUGCUGUUGUUGGAAGAGGCUGAAACCCAUCUAGAGAAGUUAAAGAAGGGGUAUUUACAUCGAGCGGUGCUGAGGAUGGUUGAAGAUAUUAUGUAUGCGGGAACUAUCCAGCCAUUUCCCGAGGAAGUCUAG
This is a messenger RNA of Penicillium nucicola, 630 nucleotides long. RefSeq lists its product as uncharacterized. NCBI's taxonomy places the organism in Eukaryota, Fungi, Ascomycota, Eurotiomycetes, Eurotiales, Aspergillaceae. The record is from RefSeq and is a predicted model, not a curated record. Bases 1 to 630 code for a protein of 209 amino acids. The transcript is spliced from 2 exons.